Drosophila erecta is the source of this 1613-nucleotide messenger RNA. RefSeq lists its product as uncharacterized. The coding region runs from base 248 to 1396 and encodes 382 amino acids. The record is from RefSeq and is a predicted model, not a curated record. Lineage: Eukaryota; Metazoa; Arthropoda; Insecta; Diptera; Drosophilidae. The transcript is spliced from 3 exons.
UAACUUGGCUCAAACCGUUGGCCAAAACAGUUGAGCGCCGGUCGAAGAAGCGAACACAACGCGGUUGCGCAUGCGCGUGUAUCAUGUGCGGAUCGGACGUGCCAGAAAUUCACAAUUCAAAUAUUGGCUAAAAGAGGGUUCUAUGACCAUAAAAGUGUUCCACCCCGCCAGUGACAAGUGACCAAAACCGACGACCAAAAGAAAUUCAAAUUCAAAUUUAUAUCCCCUACCAAAAACCAAAACAAGCAUGCGUGAACGCAGCCAAACGACCCCCAGAAGGCGACGAGCCGGUCCAAAACACGCCUUGCCUGGCAGCUCCUCCGAGGGAGUGGGCGCCCUGGAGUCCCCCUAUUACACCAUUGACAACACGGAGGAUAUAUACGGCACCACGCUGCUGCCCUCGCAGCGCUGCUACGUAGAUCCCUGGGAUCUGGAGAACUAUGAUUAUGUCCGCAAGAAGAUCGAUGAUGUCACCGGUGGCGGGGAAGCGAUUGAACCCGCCUACGGUGUUGGGGGCAACUCACUGACGCCCAGUCCCACAUACGGAUACGGUGUGGUUGGGGGUGCGGGCGUGGGCGUGGGCAUGUCGGCCACAAUGCCACGCCCCCACACCCAAAGUCGCCGGGUGUCGCGUGCCCAGUGCCAACUGGAGUGCUGCAUGCCACAAAGGACGCGUCGCCGGAGCCGCAGCGCCCGCAAGGAGCCACUCUACACGGCCAGGAGCGACAUCUACGGAGUGCCCAGCCGCUACGAGGACUACAUGGCCACCAUGACCAGGCAGCUGCAGCUGGACAAUGGCGAGGAUGAGGAGCCGGAGGACCUUUAUGGCGAGGAGCAGCGGCAACUGUACAAUGGCUUUGGAGGCUUCUCCAGCACCAGUUCCAUGGAGCACCCCUCCUCCAUUGGCGACGAGCAGCCCGUUCCCCAGCGACGAGCGGCCACCCUCCAGCGCCGCUCCGUUCCCAGUGAGAUGCAGCGGAGCAGCAACAUGGGGGCCGGAGGAUACGGAACUGCCCCCCAUCCGCGGCGCAAGCGGAGUGGCAAGUCGGCGUCCAUGGCCGCUCCGCCGCAGAUCGAAUUCCCCGCCCCGCCGCCACUUUCGCCCGCCUACGACUACUGCAAUCCCUAUGCUACACUGCCGUACUGCAGCAUACCGGAUUGCAGCGAGUGCCAGCAGCAGAUCUAUGCCGCUCCACCCUCCACGCUCUACGGAGCCGCUGGUGGGGAUGGCAGCCGGAUUAGGGGCUCGUCGCCCCAUCAUUCCAGCGGAGGCGACUCGUCGCUCUACUCGGGAAUUUACGCCCGUAAAUUCGGACUGAGCAAGAAGGGUCUGCUGCAGAUCGACUACUCCUGCAGUUGGAACGAUCUGGACCGGGUGAUGCAGCGCCAUUUCUGAGUUCCACGGGCCGCAGCGACAUGCUUGGGUUAGGGUUACUACACAUCACGUUGGCACCAGUCGCGAACAGAAACAUUAUUGUACUUAAGUCAUUUUGCAUUACAAAUCCACACACACACACACACACACACACUGAAGACCAAAUAACUAAACAUGUUUGUCGUAGAUAUGUAGUGUUUUCAUAUUCAUACUUACUGAAUAAACAUUUUGAAGUCAA